This is a messenger RNA of Saitoella complicata NRRL Y-17804, 872 nucleotides long. Its product is annotated as DUF1764-domain-containing protein. Bases 75 to 638 code for a protein of 187 amino acids. The transcript has a single exon. The record is from RefSeq and is a predicted model, not a curated record. Lineage: Eukaryota; Fungi; Ascomycota; Saitoellomycetes; Saitoellales; Saitoellaceae.
AUCGAGUUUGUCGUUGAUCCCAUCUUCUUCACGCAUCUUCAGGUCACCAGGAAGAUAUACCGGUACGCAGAGCAAUGGCAGUAACAGGCAGCAAGAUCGGCAAAACCGCAAAACCCGCCAGCAUGACGAAAAAGAUGGUCAAGGGAGCCGGCGCGGCGGCCGUGGCGAAGGAAGAGGAUAUUGAUGAUAUAUUUGCAAAAAAGUCAAAAGCCGCUGCGGUGGAUAUCGAUGAGAUCUUUGCGAAGCCAAAGAAGGGGGCGAAGGAUGAGGUUGCGGUGAAGGGGAAGAAGGUGGAAGAGGAGGUACCAGCAGAAUCAAAAUCAUCCAAGAAGAAGAAGAAGUCGAAAGCAAAGAAAUCUGCUGAGGAAGACACAUCAGAAACCCCGUCAGAAAUCCCAGCACCCGCCCCCAAACCCGCCGUAAUCGUCGCCGACUUCUCCUCCACCGCCACCAAACCCUCAAAAUCCUCCACAUCUACAUCCGCACCAGAUGACGACUUUGCAAACUCUCGAGGUGCGUCGAACGUGAAGAGAACAGAAGAAGGGUUUAGGGUCUACGACGAGGACUUCUUGAAGAUGAAUAUUCCGGGGAGUGGGGAGACGGAGGACUGUCCGUUUGAAUGCGAGUGUUGUUAUUAGGGUGUGGGAGUGGCGUGUUAAGAACAAGGGGAUUCGGAGUUGGAAGGCCCAGGGUGAUGCGGGGUGAGAGUGCACAGGUCAGAGAGCCCAAGGAGCCCUGAUUUUUGGUACUCUGGAGAUCACUGGGAAUGAUGAGAAGUUUGUGAUGGCCGCGGGAGUCGAUUGGUAUUAGCUCUACAUUAAAAUCCCCGCCAUUGGUCAAAUCCGGCAUCGGGUACCCUGAAAGCGUACGGG